UGAGUUUAGGGUUUACGAUGUUGGGGCUUAGAUCAUGGAGCUGGGUGCCAUGGUGCGGCUCGCGCACCCGGCGAAUCGGCUGCCAAACACGUCUUCCGCGCAGCCGCCGCUGCGAUUCAAGCUCUUCCAGGCCGGAUCUGCUGUGAGUUUGAGGCAGAGGCAGCAAAUUUUGCCGUCGAAAGGCCGAUGGACGAUCUUGGCAGCAGGAGCUGUGGAUUCGACAAUGCAGCCCAUUGUUGCUCCAUCUAGAGAUGUGCUCGAAUUGUGGAGAACUGCCGAGGCCGUGUGCUUCGAUGUGGAUAGCACAGUCUGCGUUGACGAGGGGAUAGAUGAAUUGGCCAGCUACUGCGGGGCCGGAGAAGCUGUUGCGUCCUGGACUGCCAAAGCUAUGGGCGGAACUGUGACUUUUCAACAAGCACUAGCUGCAAGGCUAGGAUUGUUUCGACCGUCUCUGUCCGUCGUGAACCAGUACCUGACCAGCCAUCCGCCAAAACUGACGCCAGGAAUACGGGAGCUCGUGGAAAAGGUCCACUCGAGAGGCACGCAAGUAUACCUGGUAUCUGGAGGUUUCAGGCAGAUGAUCGAGCCUGCAGCAGUGCUUCUGGGCAUUCCUAAAGAAAACAUUUUUGCGAACCGGUUGGUGUUUGAUGACGCCGGAGGAUUUGAUGGCUUUGACGAGGACGAGCCGACGUCACGGAGUGGUGGUAAAGCUACUGCCAUUGCUCUGAUAAAAAAGCAGCAUGGCUACAAGAGAAUGGUCAUGAUCGGAGAUGGAGCUACGGAUCUUGAGGCGCGAAUGCCCGGUGGUGCGGAUAUUUUCAUCUGCUUCGCAGGCGUCCAAAUGCGUCCCAACGUUGCAGCUGGAGCUGACUGGUGUGUUACGGAUUUUAAUACUCUCGCACAAGGUUUGGAUUAACUGCCAAAGACGAAAAAUUAUUCUUUUAUAGCUCGAUGCUUUCGAGAAAUGGAAUAAGUUUGAGCCAUUUUGCUU
Selaginella moellendorffii is the source of this 991-nucleotide messenger RNA. Its product is annotated as phosphoserine phosphatase, chloroplastic. The transcript is spliced from 7 exons. Gene Ontology annotation, molecular function: L-phosphoserine phosphatase activity; magnesium ion binding. Gene Ontology annotation, biological process: L-serine biosynthetic process; dephosphorylation. Gene Ontology annotation, cellular component: cytoplasm. The record is from RefSeq and is a predicted model, not a curated record. Bases 35 to 916 code for a protein of 293 amino acids. Lineage: Eukaryota; Viridiplantae; Streptophyta; Lycopodiopsida; Selaginellales; Selaginellaceae.